CACAUCUCCCCUCACUUGCCAUUCAUUCAAGGGCAUAUAAAGCCCGUGUGCGCUCUCGGUCUCUUUUGUUUUCUUUCUGCUUCAACUUCCAUGAUGCCUUUAGAUGCCAUCUCAAAGGCCUCAGUAACAUCACGGACAGCGAGUGGAGGAUUCGAGACCCAGGAUGGCACUCUCUACGUUUCCAAACCCUUUCGUUCCAGGACGUCCAAGAAACUGAGGGCCCUGAUCACCUUUGCUCCCAGAAAUUCCCACUUCGACACAAAUAAUGAACUGUCUGGUAGUAACGAAUUUCGCGGGUUCUUUUCUUUGUUUUGGAUAUCUAUAUUCAUCUUCAUGGUCAGGACAUAUAUAAACAGCUACGAAUCUAGCGGCGCUCCUCUCAAUUUUCGAUUCGCCACUCUUCUCUCCAAGGAUGCCAUUACUCUUGCACUGAGCGAUGCGGCCCUGGUAGGAAGUACUAUCAUCUGCGUCCCUUUCGCGAAAGCUAUCAGCAAGGGUUGGAUCCGAUACUACUGGACGGGGGUUUUCAUUCAGCAUACUAUUCAAACGCUCAUUCUCUUCACCGCUGUGACGUGGACUUUCAACCGCCAAUGGCCGUGGGUUCAGUCUGGAUUCUUGACUCUACAUUCUCUUGUUAUGAUUAUGAAGAUGCACUCCUACAUGUCAGUGAACGGGUACUUGCAACACAUCACCGAACAAUCGCAAGUCAUACUUGAUCAACUGCGACAAGCCACUGACCUGGUUGGCGGCUGGGAGAAGGCACUCGAAGAUGCCGCUGCCCGUCGAACGGGGGACAGUUCUCCAAGUCCGGCCUGCUCGGAUACCGACACAUCCACAUCUUCCCCAGUCAGGACACCUCCGGUUCCUAUUGGGAUGCAAGGUUCCUAUGUUGAUGCAAAUGCGGCGGCGGUGAUUCGAAGGCGUCUAGUUGCAGUGACCGCGGAGAACGUUAAGCAGAAGACUACCGCCGAGAUCAUUCCGUCCAUGUUUGAUCCUCAUCCGCUUAUCGAUCACCCAAGCGAGUACAUCUCGGAUCUCGCAAAAGAAUAUUCCGAACUUCAAGGGGAACUCAAGAGUCCUGGGCCGGAAUAUAUUGUCUGGCCCAAUAACAUCACGUUCAAAAACUUCUCCGUGUAUCAAUUAAUCCCUACCUUGGUGUAUGAGCUGGAGUAUCCGAGAACAGACAAAAUUCGGCCAUUGUACAUCUUCGAGAAAACGACGGCAACAUUUGGUACCUUUGCGCUCCUAUACUCAGUCACCGAGACUUUCAUCCUACCAAAGACCGAAACGACUGGAUCUUUUUUUCGGUCACUGCUCGACCUUUCUUUGCCAUUUAUGCUGGCUUAUCUCCUUCUUUUCUAUAUCAUUUUCGAAUGUAUAUGUAAUGCUUUUGCCGAGCUUUCAUAUUUCGCUGACCGACAAUUCUACGAAGAUUGGGUAUACCAAAUUUUAUGUAGGUCUUUGCUCUAUAGGUGGAAUUCCGCGUCCUGGGAUGAAUUUUCUCGGAAAUGGAACAAGCCAGUGUACAUGUUCCUUCUGCGUCAUGUCUAUGCCUCGACGAUGGCCAGCUAUAAGCUGUCUCGAUCGUCUGCCAUGUUCAUCACCUUUUUCUUGAGUGCAUGUGUACACGAACUCGUGAUGGUCGUCGUCACACAGAAAAUAAGGAUGUACCUAUUCCUUCUACAGCUAAUACAAAUACCCCUCAUCGUGCUGAGUCGAAUGCCUGUCAUCAAGCAGAACCAGAUGCUUGGAAACGUCGUCUUUUGGCUUGGCCUUUAUGCCGGUUUCCCCCUUCUCUGUGUCGCAUAUGUAGCGUAUUGAUUAAUGUAUAACUUCCAAUCCUUAUUACUAACACACCGCUUUCAUACAUGUUUUCAGAUUGGAGGCUGGUACAUAUACUAGAUAUCCUACAUUUAUAUCAUCAUAUACUUAGGUUGCAAGUGUUGGAAUUACACCGCCGCAUCGUGUCCUGACAAUCUAAAACCGUCAGAUAG
This is a messenger RNA of Guyanagaster necrorhizus, 1994 nucleotides long. RefSeq lists its product as uncharacterized. Gene Ontology annotation, biological process: ergosterol metabolic process. Lineage: Eukaryota; Fungi; Basidiomycota; Agaricomycetes; Agaricales; Physalacriaceae. The coding region runs from base 91 to 1821 and encodes 576 amino acids. The transcript has 10 exons. Gene Ontology annotation, cellular component: endoplasmic reticulum membrane. The record is from RefSeq and is a predicted model, not a curated record. Gene Ontology annotation, molecular function: ergosterol O-acyltransferase activity.